Pseudo-nitzschia multistriata is the source of this 8988-nucleotide messenger RNA. NCBI's taxonomy places the organism in Eukaryota, Bacillariophyta, Bacillariophyceae, Bacillariales, Bacillariaceae. The record is from the annotation of a GenBank genome assembly.
GCCUUCCGUAACCWGCAGAGUCGGGCUUGUCGGCGAGGCGCGUCAUCCAUCCACCCUUAAGUUGACCGGGUUGCGUUGGUUGUUCGAAUCGGAAAACGUGUUGGUCGGCAGCGUUCAUUUCCAUGUGCACCUUGAGGCGGAAGACUUGGUUGUUUCCCAUACCCAUAAGAUUCCAAGUGGGAUCGUUAGGCUGGGUCAUGUUCGAUUCAUCCCAAGCACGGCACAUUAUCUCCUUGCAUCCAACAAGGUCGGCAACCUUCAGCUCGAAAUCCCACCAGGUCCAACACCAGUACAUGCCAUGGUCUGUGGGUUCUUCCUUGCGGUCCAAGGUUGCAAGGUUCCAGUUCACACCACCAUCGGUACUAACUUCAACACGGGUAAUCAUUCGACCACCYCCAGUGUAAGCGUAUCCAGACACAUUGUAUGUUUUAUCAAUGUUCUUUGCGAUAGGAAGCUCUUCGUUAUGAAGAGGAGAUGCCAUGGCAGAGUUGAUAUUGAGCUCAUUGAAGAUGUAUUCAGGUCGGUACCACCACUCUUCCUUCAAGGACUGUUCUGCUGUUACAUGGGGAGGAAGGAUGCGAUUAUCGUGGUAGUGAUAGUGGUUCUUGGUUUCAUGGGGAAUGACAUUGAUUUUCUUGAGCCACUUGAUCAUUCGGCCACCAAUGUAACCGGGAAUGAUGAGGCGGACAGGGUAACCGUGAUCGGGCUGCAACUUUUCACCGUUUGCUUCGUAAGCAAUGAUGAYAUCAUAAGCAGGGUUCAUGGCACGGGUGAGAGGAAUGGAGGUACCGUACUUCACUUGCUUUCCCCAUGGUUCGUCCUUGAAAGGACCUGGGCCAACCUUGUUGGGAAGAUCUUCGACACCGAURAACUCGACAUGUUGCCCCCUCAUGUUAGUCUCUUUGACUCCUGCAGCGAGAAGCAAGUCCCGCAGCAUGACACCCUUCCAAACGUUCGUGGAGACACCACAAGGACCCCAGUUGAAUCCGAUAGUCUGACGCAUCUGGUUCUGCUCUUUUCUCCUGUUUCCAGCACACACGAGCGUGACAGGAAGUUCUCUUGCCGGGGCAAGUGCUACGAGUUCGUCCAUGGACAGUUCCAUGGGUUUCGACACACCGRRUCCACCAAUUUCGAUGGUGUGUUCUUCCCAGGUCAAKCGCGGACAGGCACCAUGGUUGCGCACGUAGUGAAGAGAAGACGGCGUAAGAAAWCGUGUCUUGCGCAAUUCACUCAUAGGGGGUUCCACAUUGAAAGGAUGGCGACCCGUCAAUCGCACCAAACGUCCAUCGCGUGGGAGCCAUUCAUCAGGAGUUCCUACAUCGCGGUGGUCAGGGAACUUUUGCAGAUCCAUAUACGACGUAGCUUUCGCGAUUUCUUCUUUCGGGGGGGUUUUCUCAUCUUUAGAAAUGAAUGGGACGGGGACCGCGUUGGGGUAAGGCCCGUACUUCUUAUUCAGAUCGUCUGUGUCAACUUGUGCCGUCAUGGUAUCAGCGCAUUUAGUUUCAGCUUGAGGAGGCAUGCUAGACUACAAACGUAUUUGCUUGUGUGUUUUGAAUUWUAUGGACAAUGCGGUGAGAGAAGUUCCGAGGUGGUGUUUCGGAAGUCUUCUUCGUUGAAUUAUGAAGGCUGCUACGGAGAGGAAGUCCUCACUUCUCUCCCAGUCGUUCUCAAAUUUUUUUGACACAAUUCAGUGRGUUUAGAAUUACUGUGCAGAUAGUAGAAUUUAGAACCCGGAAUUUUAACACGAUCUGUACUUAAUGGCCAAACUUCCAGAAGCAGCAAAGCUUUGCUUCGUCAGUCCAAAUUGAGUUUUCGAGCAAAAGGAGGGAGUUUUGCGUAAACCCUAUUUCCUGGCGAAGGGACUACUAGUACCGUAACUUUUUUUGUUUCUCAAAAAUUCUAGGGCUAUUGUCUUAAAAAUUGAAAGUUCCCGCAGACAGGUUGCAGAAGAGAAAUGUGACAGGAGGGUUUCGACCAAACCAUCACAACCUUUCUUGGUUUCCAACAGAUGAUGCGCAACUUCCUGUAACUUGUCGAAAUUGACCWCGUGACGUCUCAUGUAAGUGGAAUAGCUCUGGUAUCACAGAAACCCAAGUUCGGGUUUUACUUUGAGAGAGCUCCGGUAUCGCGCGGCCACCAGUACAGAAUUCGCGCAAAUAGUAUGUUUUUCUUAUCCACUCUUCUUUGAACACAAUCUCGAGUCACCAACUCGUAGCCAUCCCUACUGUACGAGCGUACGGUGUCAUACGUACUCGUACCUCUGAAACACUGGCAAGUUUUUCUUCRAACGUACUUCGAAAUACUAAUUGAGAUUGAGAAAGCAUCGGAAGCAUCAUCGUCAAUCACGGCAACGCAAAAAGUAGAAAACCAGCUAAACUCCCUUUAUUACGCAUUUCGGUAGGUCGUAGACAAGGGUCUAAAAUAUUUUGUUCUCUGGUACAGUAGUACGUAGUGAGCUAGAAUCAGACUACCGGUAUAACAUGAGCUAAUCUGAUGACCACAAUUUCUUCUAUUAAAAAAAUUUGAAAACCAUGCAUUCCAAAGGACAGUUAACGCCUUUGUACGACGGGAAUGUUGACCUUCUGUGCAGAAAUCCUUUUACGACUGUUACAAUAAAUUAAUUCGAUUUCCCGUGCAAUUGUCCCUUCAAUGCUCAAUACGUGAACCGUAACUCUAUUGUCAAGACUUUUGCUGUAGUUCUUGUAAAAUAAUGGCUUCAUCGGAAACCGUAAACCAUACCGUACAUUGUCGACGUGGUUGAGCCGAGGGUUUGUCGAAAUCAUGGGAGGAAAAAAUUGGUCCAUGUCAUUGUUCAAAAAAAGUAUCGAUAUUUUCGAUUUUACUGUCAAAAUUCUAUGGAAGUAUUUGAAAUUCUCAAGUUCCUUUACCUGGGCAUUUGUUUUUCUUAGCAAGACGCGUAUCACAACAUCGUCGACAAGCCAAACACCACCCAUUCUAGUAUUCUGGAAAAAGAAAAAAUGCCGGAUAAAAUCUAUUUUUUCAGUGCAAUGAACUUGCAUCGUCUUUUAUCCACCGAUUAAUGUCAUUGGUCUAUUUUCGUCAGAAUGGGCUUGCAAGUCUUCCAUAUCUUUGUGGCCACCCAGUUUGAAAUUCUUCCGUUGGACAGAAUAGUGAAUAAUUUUUUGCAGCAGUUCAUCUGAGCCRCCCUGACGCAUCAGAUCCCGCAAACUGACUUCAGUCUUUCCGAACAGACACACCUUCAGUUGGCCAUCAGCAGUGAGGCGCAGUCGGUUGCAAGUCCCACAAAAAUGCUCGCUCAUGCUAGUGAUAAAUCCGACUCGUCCCAUACUUUUGCUCGGGAAGUCUUGGCUCGGUUUCAGUCUCCACCAUUUCGUAGUAUCGUUCGGGCCGUCCUCUUCUCGUUCUAAUCCUUUGAUUUGCUCUUGCAUUUGACGGUAGCUUAGAAAAUCAUCAGUCCCCCAUCGGUUGUCGUUGAAUGGCAUGUAUUCGAUAAAACGAAURUCUACUGGCAUUCUACGUGAUAAUUCGACGAAAUCUUGGAGCUCGUCCGCAUUUUCUGGCAUUACAACACAAUUAAUCUUGGUCUGAUUCGGAAGGUAUGCGGCACAGUCUCCAAUUGCCUGCAUAACGCGAUCAAAAUAGGUAGCUGGUCGACGGGUCAAUUUUGCAAACUUAUCGGGUUUCAAGGAGUCCAAACUUAUGUUUACGUGUGUCAAUCCAGCAUCCACCAAAUCCGGUAAGUUCUUGGAAAGAGUAACACCAUUCGUUGUCAUGCCAAUUUGUUCGACAGGAUUUUCYAAUUCAUUAAGUUUGGCCACGAGAUCGACGAGAUUCUUCCUCAACAAUGGCUCCCCUCCAGUCAGACGAAUUUUGUUGACACCCUGACGAUUGAACCAGGUAGCAAGCUUCAUAAUCUCUGCGUUGGUAAGCAAAUUCUCAGCGGGUUGGAGCGGUACACCAUCUUCAGGCAUGCAGUACUGACAUCGCAAGUUACACCGUUCGCUCAAKGAUAUUCUCAAAUAGGAAUGGUGUCUGCCGAAUGUAUCUGUUAGUGGCUCCUUCGGAAGAGGGACCGAAUCCAAUUUUUCAAUCAAUUCGUCAAGACUAUUUCGUUGUUUUGUGUCUUCAUCUUCGACUACCGACGAUGAGGGUUUCUGCAUAAUACUUUUYUCUGUAUUUUUCUUUAUCCCGAAGGAUUGCAGUGUCAAUGGUGGGUURUUUCUCUCCUUUCGUAGUUGGCGUCGCAGGGCUUCCAAUCUAGGUUUCUGCUUUGAUUUAUGACCACUUGAUCCCGGAACAUCUUCUACGAUCAAUGCAGAUGGCGGGAUAGAAGACAAUUCAUCUAUUCGCUCCGUCGUAUUCUCUUCCUCCCUGAUUGCUGGUGCGCUCGAAAWUCGAUGCUUUUUGGCGUUCGACACUUUCACUCGUCGACAUGAUGAUAACAAAGAUGACCGAAAUGAUGCGGGUUGUAACAUAUUCAUGGUCUUUUUUUGCCAAUCAAUAUUCGUUGUCAGAAUAUGUUUCGUCGGAAAACACAUUAGACUGCAGGAAUGCAGGAAGUUGACGAACAAAAACUUUUGACGUAAGCUAAAUUUCAGUUUUUUGUUGCUGGCCCAURAAGCGUUACGUGCGAGGAGCGAGCGGCAGCAGAGGAGGAAUUGCGCGCAGAAUAUUUUAGGUCCAAAAGGCCGGACCUUUUCCAAAGGUACGUAUGUAGUACAUACAUACGUAUGUACUGUAUGAUAUUAUGAUAACAGUAUGGUACGAAUGCGUUUCUUACUUCUUCUCUCUUUUCACUUUUCAGGGUUUAGAAAAAUMAGAAAUCAGACGUUAGAUAGAGCACGGGUACGACGUCCUCGUAAAACUGUUACUACUACUACUUCAUAUAUCUGGUACUGUAUGACAAAGACUGUACUUUUACUCCUACCAGAACUCGUACGAGUACCUCUACGUACCCAGGAGGUAUUUUCCACAAAUCUUUUUUGCAAAGUUACUACGGUACUUGUACUCGUAACUCGUACCGUACGAUAGGCUUUCCAAAUCCCAAGCUUCGAGGUCGUAAAGCAAACCGGAUACUGGUACAUUUCCGUUCUAAAAAGGUUCUCUCAAACCAAACCGAAGGUCUCUUCGAAUUUUGAAGGGAUCGUGAAUGAAAAACGAACGAUACAGGUAGAAAGUCUGAAAGUUGAAAAUUCCCGACGAUGAACGUAUGACAUUCCUUUAGUGAUCAACAAUCGCAGCUUUCGAAGAAGACGGGAAGGAGGGGAAGGUAUCGCAUUUAGGUUGCUUUGAUUAGCAGACUAUCUCGCACGUCCUACGUAGUCACCGGGACGAUGGAACAAGAAACGGCUAAGAGCUCUCGUUUGUUGUCCCGUGUGUCAGAUUCCAAUAAUCACGAACGAUCAAGUUGUCAUACCAAUGAUACACCGUCAUCAACAUAUCAUUCAUUUGCAACAUCUGAUUUUUCAACCUCUGCCAGCGCAAGAAGUGGUCGCACGUUCGAUCUCCUGAACAGUGCAGACAACUUUGGGGGGAACCAACCCAACAAUUCGACAUCGACAGAAAAUGUUGAAACCUUAGUGGAAGGAUUGGAGGCCGAUAUAUCUGGUGGUGAUUAUAUUCGUUUUUUCAAUGAGCUAGAUCACAGAGGAACUGGUGGGACUACGACGACAUGGGAAGUAGAAGAGAACGUGGUACUAGAAGCUUUUCGAUUGAUGCGAUAUCAUGUGAUCAAGCGCCAGAUUUCCACCCCAGAUGUUGUCCUACUUACCGGUGAAGGUUGGGUGAAGACAAUCAAAAGCAAAUUUACUGCCUUCGAGAACAGCAAUGCUGUUGCUAUCAGUUGCCUUCUAACUUUUCUGACGCUGUCUUCUUUGCCCGGAAACUACAAGAAUUUGAUUGUGAGGAGAGGGGGGGUUGACUGUGCGAUGAAAACCCUUGAGGAGUAUUGGCAUGACAAACAAGCAUGUAGCCUCGCUUGCGCUCUGAUUCUAUCCCUAAGUUUGAACGAGAAAGAGGGUCUAAAUGCAUCCUAUAGACAGAUUGUUUCGCUUGUGAAACGAAUGGUUUCAUUGAUAUCGAGGGGUGGAUAUGGUGCAGAUAUUGCGCUUCGAGUCGUUUUUCAAUUUACAUGUCAUAGAAAGAAAUUGCCAGACACUGGAAAGUCACUCUCUCAUCUUGUCAAGAGAACAUUGAGAAAUGAGAAGAAAAACACCAUUGCAUUGUUUAAUGUAAUGAUGGAAUGCGAUGUGCGAGAAUCUACCGUGGAAGCUGCCAUGUCCUUGCUAUGGCGAUUGAGUGUGCCAAAGGACGAGUUUGAUGAUGAUGAGCUGUACCCAACUUCAGACGAUGCAAUGAGAACGAUUAUUGCGGCGAUGGAUUCGUUUAAUUCGAUCACAAUACGAGAAGCUGGAUGUGGAACACUUGCCAACAUGUUCAUCCGAAAAGGUAUCCCAGCCGAACUAUCGCAAAUGGUAUUCGUAUCUAUGCAGAGAUUCAUACUAAGGUCCGAAAGCAUCGACGAGGGUUUGGCAACAUGUGCACUUCAUGCGAUUUGCAACAUGCUGGAAAAAACUAUAAUUGGAUCGAGCCUGGUUUUGAAUGAGAGAAUAAUAGAAGCUCUWAUAUUUCUCAUGAAGAAAUAUCCCAAAUCUGAAGAAUUGAUUGAAUUCGCCUGCUUGGGAAUAGGACGCGCAGCUCGUCAUAAUCAAGGCAUCAAAGAGUCCUUGAUGGCUUUGGGAGCCUUUGAUCAAGUAAAAUGCGCUUUUGAACAAUUUGUCCUUACUCGGGAAGAUGACCCCUCGCUGGAUGUAAAGGAUGCAUCCCUUUGUGCUUUCGCUACUUUGACGGGAUGUCUCUCGGGUGCUCAAGAAGCAAUUAAUACUGGCUUGUUAGACAUUUUCGAGACACUAUUAGCUGUCGAAACUGACAGAGACUUUGCAGUUGUUUUGGACAUCAUCAUCUCAAAUACUCGAGCGUGUGUGACAAAUGAUGGAUUUCCGACGAGUCUAGAAGAUACUCUCCUACAACAGCCGCAGAUAUUUUCCAAGCUAAUGGAAAAUACUACGAACGAUGCGGAUGCCACUUCUCUCAUUCAGAGUCUACUGGGAGUUGGACAAACUCAUUUGGAAAGUGCGUUCAAUACGAGCGAUGGCUUUCCGUCUCUUCUCUCAGCUAUGGCAAGAUACUCUGACUCAGCGAAUUUUCAGGAAUAUGGAUGCGCACUCCUUGCGGAAAUUUAUUUCCAUCUCCCAUAUCCUGUGAAAGAUGUAGGAACACAGCAAGGACCAUGGGCUCCUCAAAAUCAGCGAGAGGCUUUGGUCAUCAUCCAUAAAGCUAUGAGUGCUCAUCUUGACCAAGUUAACGUUCAAAUCAAUGGRUGUCUUUCAAUUUUGAAUUUAUUGCAUCCGGUAUCAGAACCAGGUGGCAGUGCUCAAGAUCGACUGGCAAUCAGCCUUGUGAUAGAGCUACCCUACGCAGUUGUUCUCGACUGUUUGCGCUUACAUGGAUCAAAUAUCGACUUACAAAAGAGUGCAAUUCCGGCUCUGUCUGUAUCAAUAAGUGUUGCUCGAACGAAAGACUUCAAACCAUGGGCUACUCGUAUCGUUCAGCAUCUUUGCAACAUGCUAUUGCAAUUCACAGGAAAUAACCCCAUCGAAGCCUUAGUACUGGACGCGCUGGUGAUCACGCAGGAAGCGCACACAUCAGUAAAAUCUGAGUAUAGCACUUCUGAUGUCAAUACAAUACUGACCCUUGUCGGUAGCGACAGUAGCGAGAUAUCUGGUCGAUCGUCAAGUGUGCUUUCGAAUCUCCUUUCCAACGAUCUUGAGAUGAGUCGUAAGGUCAUGGAAUGCCACGGUGCAAUUGAAAUUAUCCUCUCGACUUUGGGGAUGAAACGAGAGGAACUGCGGAUACAAAUCAAUAUUUACUCAAUCUUGCAGAGCCUGGUUACUUGUAGUGCAGAUUGUGGUGUUGGAAUAGCUAAAUUGUUGGAUCAACAUAACGGGAUACACAAGUUAUGUAUGGGGAUCACAUCGCACCCUCAACACAGGAUGAUUGCGAUCACUCUCUGCAGAAUACUAUCAUCAAUCGUUUGCUAUUUGGAUGAUAAUGCAUUCGUACGCUCUCGGGACGCCAUAAAGCUCUCUCUGAUUGAAGGAUUGGAAUAUCACGUGGAGAACUCCGAUGUUGUGUCUGCUAUUUUGGAUGUUAUGUGCACGUGCUGUGAUCGUGACGAUGAUUUCAAAAAGUAUUUACUCGGAGAAAAUAGAUCGCGAAUGAUCAUCAAUACGAUGCAAUUGAGUCUAGGAUCUGUUAGUCUACAAUCGAGCGGAUGCAACCUGUUGGCGAUGCUAAGUAUUUUUGGUACCGGGAAAGAACAGAUCGGAAAAUGCGGUGGAGUUCCAACUGUCGUCAAUGCAUUGUUAGCCCAUACUGAUUCAACUGAGGUACAAAGGAAGGGAUUGAUUGCGCUAAAAAAUAUGGCUACUGCACCAUCAAACAAGCCGAAGAUAAACAAAAUGGGCGGAGAAACUGCUGUGGUAUACGCUUUAUGGAUACACUAUCGUAACCCAGAGGUGGUAAGCAUCGGUCUGUCGGCUCUGAAUAAUAUAGCAGUCGAUUCCAUCACGAGGACUGUUGCCAAGAUCAAUGACCCAGUCCUCAUGAUAGUGAUUGCGGCUAUGAAAAGUUUCCCGAUGGACGGGCAUGUACAAAAGAACGCUUGCUUUUACUUGAAGACUUGCUCUUACGUACCGGAAAAUGUACGGAUCAUGUCCGAAAAAAGCGAAGAUUUGAUUCCAUUGCUAUUACAGGCUGGUGAAAACUUUCCGGAUCAAUGCCGUGGCCGUGCGAAUGCAGUGGUGACAAAGAUUACAUCUUAUUAACAGAAUAAAUUAGUAGGACCAAGCAGCGGAAAAUGCUGAUCUAUAAUUGUUAACUUUACAUUUCUAUUCUUUACUAGUAUGCUCUGCUUUAAAUAGUUCGGAUUAAAGACGAAUUUUCUUG